Molecule: messenger RNA, 1281 nt
Organism: Sus scrofa (pig)
Lineage: Eukaryota; Metazoa; Chordata; Mammalia; Artiodactyla; Suidae
Gene: IVD
Product: isovaleryl-CoA dehydrogenase
Biological process (GO): L-leucine catabolic process
Cellular component (GO): mitochondrion
Molecular function (GO): flavin adenine dinucleotide binding; 3-methylbutanoyl-CoA dehydrogenase activity
Source: RefSeq, marked provisional
AUGGCGGCUUCAGCUUGGCUACUCGGUAGGCGCUUUGCGAGCUGGAGGCCGCGGCCGCAGCUACAGGCGUUCAGUGGCCUGAUUACCCAGCAGGCCAGCUCGCUGUUGCCGGUGGAUGAUGUGAUCAAUGGUCUCAGUGAGGAGCAGAAGCAGCUUCGUCAGACCAUGACUAAGUUCCUUCAGGAGCACCUAGCCCCCCAGGCCCAGGAGAUCGACCAAAGCAACGAGUUCAAGAACCUGCGAGAGUUUUGGAAGCAGCUAGGGAACCUGGGGGUCUUGGGCAUCACAGCCCCUGUUCAGUACGGCGGCACUGGCCUGGGCUACCUGGAGCACGUGGUGGUGAUGGAGGAGAUAUCCCGAGCCUCUGGAGCAGUGGGCCUCAGUUACGGUGCCCACUCCAACCUCUGCCUCAACCAAAUUGUGCGGAAUGGAAACGAGGCCCAGAAGGAGAAGUACCUCCCCAAGCUGAUCAGUGGUGAAUACAUCGGAGCCCUGGCCAUGAGUGAGACGAAUGCUGGCUCCGAUGUUGUCUCCAUGAAGCUGAAAGCAGACAAAAAGGGAGAUUACUAUGUCCUGAAUGGCAACAAAUUCUGGAUCACCAAUGGCCCUGAUGCUGAUGUCCUUGUUGUCUAUGCCAAGACAGAUCUGGCUGCUGUGCCACCUUCUCGGGGCAUCACAGCCUUCAUUGUGGAGAAGGGUAUGCCAGGCUUCAGCACCUCCAAGAAGCUGGACAAGCUGGGGAUGAGAGGCUCUAAUACCUGUGAGCUGAUCUUUGAAGACUGCAAGGUUCCUGCUGUCAACAUCCUGGGCCAACUAAGUAAGGGCGUCUACGUGCUGAUGAGUGGGCUGGACCUGGAGCGGCUGGUGCUGGCUGGUGGGCCCCUCGGGCUCAUGCAGGCUGUCCUUGACCACACCAUUCCCUACCUGCACAUGAGGGAAGCCUUUGGCCAGAAGAUCGGCCACUUCCAGUUGAUGCAGGGAAAGAUGGCAGACAUGUACACCCGCCUCAUGGCCUGUCGGCAGUAUGUCUACAAUGUCGCCAAGGCCUGUGAUGAGGGCCACUGUACCCCCAAGGACUGUGCUGGCGUGGUUCUUUACAGUGCCGAGUGUGCCACAAAGGUAGCCCUGGACGGCAUCCAGUGUUUGGGUGGCAAUGGCUACAUCAACGACUUUCCCAUGGGCCGAUUUCUGCGAGAUGCCAAGCUGUAUGAGAUUGGGGCUGGCACCAGUGAGGUGAGGCGGCUGAUCAUCGGGAGAGCCUUCAACACAGACUUCCACUAA